CGCGCAUUUCCAUUUUAAACCGCCACCCGCCCCUCGACCGUCCGCGGCCGCCGGAGCUAACCGCGCGCCCGGAUCCCCGGAAGAGGCUGAGGCUGCGGGACCAACGAGCUGUGCAGGAAAAGGCCGUGGGAUGCGCUUGGACCCUGCGCCCUAGACAAUGAAGCCGCGGGCGCCACCGCCCGCAGUGGGCCCUGCGCGCUCAGGCCGCACCUGCCGGCGAGGCGGGUUCCGCGCUUGAGCGCCUGCCCGGUUCCCCAUGGCUCGGCUCCCCGAGCGCGGACCCCGGUACUCGGGCCGCGUGGCGCGCGGGCGGGCGGACUCCAGGGGCGCUGUUCCCGCAGCCUAAGCGCGGGCCUCGCUGCGUGCGGGGGGCGUGGGCGCCGCUCCCUACCGACCAGGGCUCUGCACCUGGCCGGCUCUGCGCCCACGGCGCGCGUCCCGACGGCCGGCGGCGCUGGAUGCAGUCGAGCCUCGGAGGGCGGCGCGGCGGCCGCGGACCCUGGGGACAUGUACCUGCUGGACGGCAGCGGCGAGCCCGCGUCGCCUCCCGCGGACGCGAUGCCCCGCGGGACGCCCCCCAGGAAGACGGUCUACCGCAUCUCGGUGACCAUGGUCAGGAAGGAGCAGCUGGCCGCUCCGACUCCGCGCCCCACACGGCGGCCGCGGCCCGCGCGUUCCCCGGACGCUCCUGGGCGGCUGGAAGAGGAGGCCGAGGAGGCGGCGGCUGAAGAUCCUGAGGCCGGGCCGCGCGCCUGGGACUUCCGUGCCUUCCGCACACGCAGCACCGGGCAGCUGGAGCUCGGGCGGCUACGGCCGUGCACACGCGGCGCGGAGCCUGCAGACCUGAUGGGCAGCCCUUCGGCUGAGCGGCCAAGCAGCCCCGACGUGGAGGAGGCUCGGGCCGCGCCCCUGCGGCGGAGCCUCAGUUUCAGGCACUGGAGCGAACCCGAGGCGCCGCGGAGCCCCGCACUGAGCGGCGGAAGGCGCCACAGCAGCUCUGGGAGCCUGGCAUGGGCGCCCGACGACGAGGUUGAGGCGGAGGACUCCCCGGAGCCAGUGGCCGGAACGCAGCCCGUAGCGGAGAAGCGCAACACCUUGGAUGUGGGCGAGGUGCUCAGCAAGAAUGAGGCGCUCUCGGAUCUGGAGCGCUGGGAGCGCAGCAAGAGCAAGAACCGCACGCUGGACAACAGCGACCUGCAGCGGCUAGAGCGCGCUCGGGCCGCGGCCGCCGGCCCCGGAGCAACCUCGGAGCACCGGCUGCUGCGCUUUUUCAGUGGCAUCUUUGCGCGUAGGGAUGGCGGGCCCUCUCCCCGAAGCGGCGCCCUGCGCUCCCGUGGUUACUUCAGCCUGCGGCGGGCCCCGGCCGACACGCAGUCGUCCAGCGCAGAGAGCAUCGAGGGGUCCCCUCGCAGAGAUGCUUUUGUGAACAGCCAGGAAUGGACUCUCAGCCGAUCUGUCCCGGAGCUCAAAGUGGGAAUCGUGGGUAACUUGGCCAGUGGCAAGUCUGCGCUGGUGCACCGAUACCUGACAGGCACAUACGUGCAGGAGGAGUCUCCAGAAGAUAUGGACGCAGGUGGCAGGUUCAAGAAGGAGAUUGUGGUUGAUGGACAGAGUUAUCUACUGCUGAUUAGGGAUGAAGGGGGCCCCCCAGAGGCACAGUUUGCCAUGUGGGUGGACGCGGUCAUUUUUGUCUUCAGCCUGGAGGAUGAGAUCAGUUUCCAGACUGUCUACCACUACUACAGCCGAAUGGCCAACUACAGGAACACCAGUGAGAUUCCACUCGUGCUGGUGGGGACCCAGGAUGCCAUAAGUUCCACCAACCCACGGGUCAUCGACGAUGCCAGGGCACGGAAACUCUCCAACGACCUGAAGCGGUGCACGUACUAUGAGACUUGCGCCACCUAUGGGCUCAACGUGGAGCGGGUCUUCCAGGACGUUGCCCAGAAGAUUGUUGCCACGAGGAAGAAGCAGCAGCUGUCCAUAGGCCCCUGCAAGUCCUUACCCAACUCUCCAAGCCACUCCUCUGUGUGUUCUGCGCAGGUGUCAGCCGUGCACAUCAGCCAGACAAGUAACGGAGGUGGGAGUUUAAGUGACUACUCCUCCUCAGUCCCUUCGACCCCAAGCACCAGCCAGAAGGAGCUCCGGAUCGAUGUCCCUCCCACUGCCAACACCCCGACGCCUGUCCGGAAGCAGUCCAAACGCAGGUCCAACCUUUUCACAUCUAGGAAAGGGAGCGACCCAGACAAAGAGAAGAAAGGCCUGGAGAGCCGUGCGGACAGCAUCGGGAGCGGGCGAGCCAUCCCAAUUAAACAGGGCAUGCUGCUGAAGCGAAGUGGCAAGUCACUAAACAAAGAGUGGAAAAAGAAGUACGUCACCCUGUGCGACAACGGCGUGCUGACCUACCACCCCAGUUUACACGAUUACAUGCAGAAUGUUCACGGCAAAGAGAUUGACCUCCUGAGAACCACUGUGAAAGUGCCGGGAAAGAGGCCACCCCGAGCCACGUCGGCCUGUGCACCCAUCUCCAGUCCCAAAACCAAUGGCCUGUCCAAGGAUAUGAGCAGUUUACACAUCUCACCAAAUUCAGGGAAUGUCACUAGUACGUCUGGGUCUCAGAUGGCAAGCGGCAUCAGCCUGGUCUCCUUCAACAGCCGACCCGAUGGCAUGCACCAGCGCUCCUACUCAGUCUCCAGUGCCGACCAGUGGAGUGACGCUACAGUCAUUGCAAACUCAGCCAUCAGCAGUGACACGGGGCUGGGUGACUCGGUGUGUUCCAGCCCAAGUAUCUCCAGCAGCACCAGCCCCAAGCUUGACCCGCCCCCUUCCCCCCACGCCAACAGAAAGAAACACCGGAGGAAGAAAAGUACCAGCAACUUCAAGGCUGACGGGCUCUCGGGCACCGCUGAAGCCAAACGCAAAGCAUGGAAACUAAACCGUGUUGGUAGCCUGCGAAACAUAUACAGCAGCAGCAGCACCAACACCGAAGAGCAAGAAGAAAACUUUGAGUUUAUCAUUGUGUCCCUCACCGGCCAGACAUGGCACUUUGAAGCCACCACAUACGAGGAGCGAGAUGCAUGGGUCCAAGCCAUCGAGAGCCAGAUCCUAGCCAGCCUGCAGUCCUGCGAGAGCAGCAAGAAUAAGUCCCGACUAACCAGCCAGAGCGAGGCCAUGGCACUGCAGUCUAUCCGUAACAUGAGAGGGAACUCCCACUGUGUGGACUGUGACACCCAAAACCCUAACUGGGCCAGUUUGAACUUGGGAGCCCUCAUGUGCAUCGAGUGCUCAGGGAUCCACCGGAAUCUUGGCACCCACCUCUCCAGGGUCCGAUCUCUAGAUCUUGAUGACUGGCCCAUGGAGCUGAUCAAGGUGAUGUCGUCUAUCGGGAAUGAGUUGGCCAACAGCGUGUGGGAAGAGAGCAGCCAAGGACGGACAAAACCCUCAUUGGACUCCACAAGGGAAGAAAAGGAACGAUGGAUCCGGGCCAAGUAUGAACAGAAACUCUUCCUGGCCCCACUGCCAUGUACAGAGUUCUCCUUGGGCCAGCAACUGCUGCGUGCCACCGCGGAGGAAGACCUGCGGACCGUCAUCCUGCUCCUGGCACAUGGGUCCCGGGAUGAGGUGAAUGAGACCUGCGGGGAAGGCGAUGGACGCACAGCAUUGCACCUGGCCUGCCGCAAGGGCAGUGUGGUCCUGGCUCAGCUGCUAAUCUGGUACGGGGUGGACGUCAUGGCUCGAGACGCCCACGGGAACACAGCACUGGCCUAUGCCCGGCAGGCCUCCAGCCAGGAGUGCAUUGAUGUGCUGCUCCAGUAUGGCUGCCCCGAUGAGCGCUUUGUGCUCAUGGCUACCCCCAACCUGUCCCGGAAGAACAACAGCAGGAACAACAGUAGCGGGAGGGCGCCCAGCAUCAUCUGAGCUCAGCCUACACUGCGCCUGGGAUCCCAUGCCCGCCUGCUCCGGAAGUCACAGCAUGUGAGUUCCUCAGUCCCUCCCUCUUCCUGGUGGUCACUUCCACCCACCUGCCACUCACACACCCCACAUGAAGUCUCCAAACCUGGACAUCCUCAAGGGGAGAAGAGGAGGAUGGAGGCCACAGAACCGAACCCUUUUCCCACACUCCGGAAGCAAUGUAGGAGGGACUGACAACCUCCCGACUUUGAGGAUAGCACACGACGAGGGACCCCUGUUCCACUGACCUGGAACCCGGGGGAGGGGUAGCAAGGAGAAGGGGCAGCUUCCCCUAACUGGCAGUUAAGCACAUCAGUACAUUUCACCUCGACCAAAAGGAGGCUUGGAUUUCACAUCUUCUCUGGGGAGCUUGACGGCAUAAAUCAGAAGCCAGCACAGUUUGUCAGGUCUGAAGCCCCUAUGAUGGUAGGUGUCAAAUCAGUUGUAGCUAAUCUGUCCAGGGAGAAUACUGGCUUCAUUACACUUGUAUAGUCGAGUUCCUCCAGCAUUACCGCUGUUUAAUAGGACGUGAUUAGUCAUCACCGGGAAGAAGGCGUAUUAGCCGAGGAGGUAGUUACACGGCACGCUCCGGUGAUUGCCACAAUGUGAUUGCUGUGCGCUUAGAAGCAUCAUAUUAUCCCAGACAUGUCUCUCCAGCCCUUGGAGCCCUCCUUUCUAAAUUCACUGUCAUAAUUUAGUAUCUGUUUAAUUUUUCAGUCCAAAGAGAGGAAAUCAGUUGCUGGGUAUUAUUUGACUGCAAUCUCCUUCCUUGGUGCAAAAACAAAAUGGAAAAUAAAUAAAUAAAUAAGAAUAACUGGGAAAUUCGAAAAGAAAUCAUGAAUGCAGCUGAAAAUAGCUUUUCGAGUAUGCUCCAAAACUAAGUAAAUACACAAAAUGCUAUGUUUUUUUUCUAAGAGAGAUUUUCUGUCCUUUGGCCACAGUGGAUGUAUCUGGCCUCAGUCACUCCCAUUCCACAAGGUCUGAGUUGCCCAGGUUUCUGUCGUAGAGAAGAUGUGUGGAAAUCUAUUUGAAUAAAAGAAGUUCAUAAACAUGCAUUGAUUUUUGUGCGGACACAUGGCACCUCUGUCAGUUUCUAAGUUGAGCUGGACGGGCACCAAUAAUGUGCAGCUAGUUGAGAUCCGAGGGUGACAGAUCAGUGCAAUGGGAAGUGCCCCCAGCAGCAAGCACUUCCGUGAGUGUGGCGCGCAGCUCUUGGAAAGGCGCUUAUCAGAACAAGAUGGUGGGACGAUUCGCUUAUUAAAGCCAGGAAGCGAAGGGGGACGAGUGGGAAGGAGCCUGUGAGUCCACAUCCCGAAGGCAGGAUGGAGAGCCAAGGCUACUCUUCCCAACCAAAAGCGAGGGGCUGUGGCGAGAAGGGGUGCUUGCCGGCACCCUGUGAGCAGCUGCCCACCAUUCCGGCACAGCUGGCUCCUAAGAGCGUGCAGACUCUGUGUGCUCCGUCCCGUCUGUUUCUAACGUGUGACUGAUUUGCCAUCGUGGGCCUCAGGGUUCAUCAGACACCACCAGCCACCUUCAGCACGGUGGUAAGAACACCAAACUGUGACACUAUUUAGUUUAAAAAAAAAAAAAAAAUGAGGGGCACCCUUGCCAGAGAGCCCCCGUGGCAGUGUGGCGGGAAGAAGGCCGUCACACCGGAAGACUGGGCAAAGCCACCCCCUGGCAUCCUGUGGAGAAGCUCCUUGUUCUCGUAUAUUGAACUUUAUAUUUUGUAAGAGUUUUUCCUCUUCUUUCACUUUUUAAAAAAAAAAAUUAAAGUAGACGGGAACGAAAGUAAAGCUUUAGACAGCAUUUCCAUGUGGGUGAGUGUCUCGUGGAGAUCUCCAGUCUCAGCGUGGCUGGGACUGACCAGGAUCCAAAAAUGUCACAGGUGCAAAAGCCACAGGCCUGAGACUCCUGAGCUCAGUUCCACAAGCCCUGUGUUUGGUUUUUCAUCCUGCUCCUCAUCACUGUGUCGUUUCUUUCAAUGUGAAUAGAGAAAGCAAGCUGUCAUUGCCUAUUUUUGAAGAAUGCAUUAGCACCCAACCCUGCAAUCCGCAUUCGCCUCCACGUAGCCUUUACCAUAGACUUCUAUAGAGAACACAGAUAGAGUAUAAAUGAGAGUCUUAAAUUAUUUCAUUGUAGUUAAUUCCCACUAUAGGAGUGCUUUUAUCAUAGGGGAGCCUGCUUCAGAAGGGAAAUGGAGUCCUUCCUGAGGCUUCUCUUCGGGGUGUAUAUGAGUGUGUACAUAUUAUUAUGUUUAUAAUAUGAUAUUUUCCCCAUUGGUUCCUUGUUUCACAUCACCCUCCACUGUCCAAAUGCUCAGUUGCUCGCUCUGGUUGCCCCUCCCCCUCCCUCCCUCCCUCGGUCACUCUGACAUCAUCAGGUCUUCCUCAGAACACACGGCCCCUCCCCUGCCAGUUUUAGCUGUGCUGAACUGUCCAAGGGGCAGCCCCCUUUUCCCAAGCCUGAGUUCUGACCACAGGUAGAAUGGUGGUAGUGGAGGGUUCUCUGCAGAUGAAGGAGAGAAGCGGCCUAACCUGUGCCUGUAGUUCACCUUCAGACCCAGGGCCUCCCCUCAGUGAGAACCUUCUUUUUCCCAUUUACAAGCCAACCACCAAGGCUGCAUGAAACCAGGAGCAGGGUCGUGGGGAAGGGAGCUGGGGUUUCUGGAGAGCUCCGACACUAGGCACUUGAUAAAUGCAAGUCACUUUUUAAAGGAGCAUGUCAGAAUAAGGUAGUGGGACAGUGGCCCAGAGAAGCGGGGGGGGGGGGGGAACAGGUGAGUUCUCAUUUUGGAACACAGCGUCAGAGCUGAGCCUCCCUGAGGAGCCCACGGCAAGUCCCUGCAACCUUUGUGUGUGUUCAGGGUGAAUUUCUCUUGAUGAGAAGUAGCCAGCUGGGGCGGGCAGCAGACUGGCCUGUGAGUUGCCCAUCAACUGUCCCGGGGGCAGUCUAGCCUGUGACUACCCCUGCUAACCCCUAAUGCCCUUCCCCAGGCCUGUGCACGAUGUCAGGGCUGGGAAGUGAAGCCCUCCUUAUACUCGCCACUGCUGAGAAAUCCCCUCCAAAUUUUUUUUGUCUUGUUUUCCGGAGAAAAGCCAAGCGCUACUCUCCUAAGGCCCCCGACUGUCACUCAACCUCCAGAUCACCUCUGCUGUGGGUCCUCCACUCUCCUCCCUGCAGGUCCCAUGAGGCUGCUGGGACAUGCACACCAUCAGUGCCCCGUUCCCGUUAACUUUGAGGAUCCUAGCACCUCAGGCCUUGGGCUUCACUGCCCAAUAAUCCCCAGAGGAACUUGCUCAGAGCACUGCGUGGCAUCCUUCUCUGUCAAGACCUGUGGUUGGUGGGUUGUGACUGAACCUGGUGCCAAGGUUGCCACCAUCUUGCCCUGAACUCAGGCUGUCUCACGGCUGAGAUGGGCGCUCUCUACCCCUCCUGGGGACACGGCCCACAGCUGCAUGGCUAGGAGGCGUGUGAUCAGGGCCUCCGAGCUACCAGCAGGGCAGAGGGUUUCAGAAGCAAGCCCAGGCCUUUUGCUGGGCCUCAGCUCCUCUGUCUCCACUGGUCACACCCUAUAAAGUCCUUGAGGCUUUGCUAGACCUCUGCCAGGGUUGUAUUUUGACUUUGAAACAAACAAAUUGAAAGGCAGUCAGGAAGGAAUUUGUGCAUCUACAGAGUUUCUCCCCCACUGCUCCUGUUGUGAAGGCACAGCUGGAGGUGAUUCUGCUCUCGUACUCUCUAGAAAGCUGUCGGAGGCCAUGGGUGUCUCACCAGUGUGCAGCCUCCUCCACUGUGUGUGUCUCUGCCAGGCCUGGCUACCACACAGCGGGACCAGGAGACCCACGUGACCCAAUUCUCUGUGCCUGGCCUGUUUGGGGGCCUUAAAAGCCACACUGAGGAAGAUGGGUUUUUAGCCAAAAUUUAACAUUUCUCCUUGAGAGGUGGGAGAGGGAGGGGGAGAGGCCCAGCCACUCUCUGCUGGUAGCACAUCCAGGCAGCACUAGUCCUCAGACUUAGUCCCACCCUAGAGCUAAGAAGCAGCCACCUCAGCUCAGAGAAGCCAGUGCCACAAGUCAGGGCUCACCUCUCUUCAUGGAGAAAGAAACGGCUGACCAUCUUGGUGUUUCAAGAUGCAGUCUCUUGCUGCUCGGGAGCUCCGGCCCAUGCUUUUUCAAAUGCUCAGAUUUCUGUUUAGUCUCUGUGCCUGCUGCUCCUUAAACAGCGGUUUGCCCCUGGGUCCGAGUUGAAGAGAGAGCAGUUCACCAUUUCACCGUAGAUGACUCUAGACGGCCCACAAAGCUUUGCGUCCUGCAGUUUCAGCAGGCCCAGGUCAGGCGCGCACAUGCCAUCAGCCCGUGACUCCUUGCCCAAGGCAGUGUGCAGUGAGGGUCCAUGGAAUAGCCGGCCGCCUGUUCCUCAUCUCAAGAGACCACUUUUCCUAUAGAAGAGCAGUAUUUAGUUUGGGGUUUGCUCCUGUCUGGUCAAAGCAUUCUUCACUGAGGUCUCUCCCGUAGUGAGCCUCAGGUGAGUGUGGGCACCCAGCACUGGCAGUCCACUAGGGUCCAAGCUAGUGGCCUUGGUGAGCAGGAGAGAAGUCAGCUCAGGGCUCGUCUUUGUUCUGCUGGGCACAUGGCAUCUGCAGGGGACCCCCCCAGGGGUCAUGAAUCAAGCCAUAUGAUGGACUCUCCCGCCAUAAGGGAGAACUGAUCUGGAAUUCUGUGUUCAGGGAAUCACAUAGUCUUCGUCUUGUUUCAGGUGGAAUGAAGGAACCAAGAGGUGUAAAUGGGUGGGGGGUGGGACUAGGCCCAGAGGAGAGCCCCAUGACACACUGCUGCUAGGAACAACCCUAAGAUCACUUCAUACCCCAGUGUCCAGGUGCAGGACUGCAUCCACACUAGCCCACGCUAACGUCGAUGUUAGAGAGGGCUCUCAGCUGCUUGCAAAAAGACAAACUUAGCCAACUGCUGGUGGGUCUCGUGGACUCACUGAGGGCAUUGAGUAGAAAGACCCAUGUGGCCCAAAACAGAAUUGUCAACAGCCCUCUUAUCCACAGCUGAGGGCUCACAAAAUACCUGACCCACUUGGCUCAUCGGGAUGGGCAGAGAAGGGACCGAGGACGCUGUGCGGUCCAAAUGUGGCUUCUGGUUCUUUCUCUCAUGUGCACAUUGCUCACCUACCAGGUCCUGCCAUUUUCUUACCAGGGGUGUACUGAGGAUACCCAGGGCAGUUGAGUGGAGACCAGGUUAUUGUAUAAUGGACAGGCAAAAGAUACCUUUGAAACGUCCCUGUGACCAGAAGGGAAAGACAGCUGCACCUCCCUGUUGAAAAUAACCCUUCUCUUAUAUGUAAAAACACCCUUUUCCCUCCCCCACACUGUGGAAUUUUUUGUGUUUGAUUUUGAGGGGGCGGUGGUAGUGUUCUUCUAAAACCUAUCAGUUCUCAGAUGAGAACUGGUCCUCCGGCCCUAAGCCUGGGGAACUGAGCUCCAGGAAGGCACAGAAGGUGGCUGGCCUCUUCCAACGGCAGAGGACAGAGCUCCCAGCAUCCUCUCUCUUGCCCUCUUCCCAUUCUUUCCCCUAGUCCAUCCUGAGUCCUCAUCUUGCCACAGCUUCUUUGCAAAGAGAAAACCCAGGCAAGGCAGGGCACAUUUCUGGGUGGGGGCAAAGAAGGCUACAUAGAAGCACAGUGGGGGCUUCUCCAGAGGUGGGUGUCUGCCCGGGGCAUUUUGGUAUUACCUCAUUCCAUAACUUUAUGUUUCCCAGUGACUGAUGCUUUAUUUAUGCUUGUUUGUCCUGUAAUUAAACCAUCCACAGACAUUUUGCUUUGCUUGUUCGGGUUAAAUAUGCUGGUUUGUAUUUUCCUGCCUUGGGAUUUUGUGUCAGGUGUACAGUAUUCUGAGGGGAAAGAAAAGGAAAAGCGUGUAAAGUAACAGAGAGAGGUGGCUAUAGUGUAGAGACCUCUUUCUAAUAAAGAAAUGAAAAUAUGUA
This is a messenger RNA of Chionomys nivalis (European snow vole), 9935 nucleotides long. RefSeq names its product ArfGAP with GTPase domain, ankyrin repeat and PH domain 1 (gene Agap1). NCBI's taxonomy places the organism in Eukaryota, Metazoa, Chordata, Mammalia, Rodentia, Cricetidae. The record is from RefSeq and is a predicted model, not a curated record. Gene Ontology annotation, cellular component: nucleus. Bases 508 to 3915 code for a protein of 1135 amino acids. Gene Ontology annotation, molecular function: GTPase activator activity; GTPase activity; protein binding. The transcript has 20 exons.